AUGAAAGCCUUCAUCGCAGUGUUGUGCCUCGUGGCUUGUGCGGCGGGCGGUAGCGUGCGCGAGAAGCGCGGCUUCCUCGGCGGGCUGUACUCCGGCGGUGGAUACUCCGGCUACGGCGGCAUCCCUGCCUUAGGCGGCAUCUCUGGCGGCUACGCCGCGCCCGCAGCUCAAGUGGUCUCCGUCAACAAGGUCGUCAACGUGCCCAAGGUUGUGAGUGUCCCACAAGUAGUAAGGGUCAACAAGGUCGUCACCGUGCCACAAGUUGUGUCCGUUAACAAUGUAGUGGCUGCCCCCAGCUACUCUGUUUACAGCAACGGUGGCGUAUAUGGAGGCGGCUACGGCGGCGUAUACGGUGGUGGGUUCGGAAGUGGGUACGGCUACUCCGCCGGUGGUUACUCCAGUGGAUGGUGGUGA
Messenger RNA from Parnassius mnemosyne (clouded apollo), 414 nucleotides. NCBI's taxonomy places the organism in Eukaryota, Metazoa, Arthropoda, Insecta, Lepidoptera, Papilionidae. The record is from the annotation of a GenBank genome assembly.